UGACUCAAGAACACACAUCAGCCAUGGGUCUCCUUAAGAUGAUGGUGACGGCAGUUAUUGUGGGCGUGGUUCGUGGCCGCCCAGACGAUGCCCCGCACCCAGGCUACUCCUACCCUGUCCCACCCCCUCCAGCCUACGGUCCUCCUGCACCAGCUUAUGGACCUCCUGCACCAGCCUAUGGCCCUCCUGCACCAGCAUAUGACCAUCCUACACCAGCUUAUGGCCCUCCUGCACCAGCAUAUGCCCAUCCUACACCAGCCUACGGUCCUCCUGCACCAGCCUAUGGCCCUCCUGCACCAGCAUAUGCCCAUCCUACACCAGCCUAUGGCCCUCCCGCACCAGCCUAUGGCUCUCCUGCACCAGCCUAUGCCCCAGAACCUGCCUAUGCCCCUCCUGCACCAGCCUACGGCACUCCUGCACCAGCCUAUGCCCCUCCCUCACAUGAUAACAAGGGGAUGCCAUACGACUUCGCUUAUGGAGUGAAGGACGACUACACCGGCAACAACUACGGCCACAACGAGAACUCUGACGGAAACACCGUGACCGGCGAGUACAGCGUCCUGCUGCCCGACAGUCGCACCCAGAUCGUCACCUACACCGCUGACCACUACAAGGGCUACAUCGCUGAGGUCCGGUAUGAAGGUGAGGCCAGAUAUGAUGAACCACAGCACUAUGCCCCCAAGUACCCUGUACCUUCCUACAAGCCUGCUCCUGUCUAUGGCUCACCAUCUGCCUAAACCUUCCCUCCUUUUGUACAGAUCCCGCCCUGUGACCCUAACCUAACAUGUGUAAGUUAUUCUAUAAUAUUUUAUCAUACACCAAAAGAUGUAUUUUUCUAUAUUGCAAUAAAUAAGUCAAGAAGCUCAAUG
Messenger RNA from Homarus americanus (American lobster), 869 nucleotides. Its product is annotated as extensin-like. NCBI's taxonomy places the organism in Eukaryota, Metazoa, Arthropoda, Malacostraca, Decapoda, Nephropidae. The transcript is spliced from 4 exons. Bases 24 to 737 code for a protein of 237 amino acids. Gene Ontology annotation, cellular component: extracellular matrix. The record is from RefSeq and is a predicted model, not a curated record.